Messenger RNA from Sabethes cyaneus, 2504 nucleotides. RefSeq names its product ecdysone-induced protein 74EF (gene Rbfox1). The coding region runs from base 456 to 2504 and encodes 682 amino acids. Gene Ontology annotation, biological process: nervous system development; regulation of alternative mRNA splicing, via spliceosome. The transcript has 16 exons. Gene Ontology annotation, molecular function: mRNA binding. Gene Ontology annotation, cellular component: cytoplasm; nucleus. Lineage: Eukaryota; Metazoa; Arthropoda; Insecta; Diptera; Culicidae. The record is from RefSeq and is a predicted model, not a curated record.
CGCCGCAUCGCAGGAAGAGAUCCGUAAAGAAGCUGCGACAGUACCGGAGCAGAAGAUUUGCACACGCAGGAUCUGUUGUGUGAGUUUAUUCAUCGAAACGACAACAGCAGAAGCGGCCGCAUCCGACUAAAUUCUGCUACCGACGGAAAGUUAAACUAGAUUCAGUGUUCCGACCGAAGGCCCUGUUCAGAGUGGCAAGCGAAAAAGAAGUUCGAGGCAGUGCAGAAUUUUGUGAUUUUGUGUUUACAUAAAAGUGUCAAAAUAGUGAGUGAGUGAAGAUUUCCUGCACCCGAGAAGCAAGAAAUAAACCGUUUCAGUGAAGAAAAAAGUACGGAUUUUUCGGCCACCAUCAAUUGCCGAUUCCAGCUGCAGGCAGCAUUUUCUUCCAGGCAAAGGAUUACCGAAAAGGCUUCAAACUGUGGGGCUCAGGAGCAUACUUUUUACAUCCCCAGGGAAUGUAUUUUCCGCAGAUGGUCCAGGGGAUGGGACCGUUUCCGGGAGCCGCCGGCUUUCCGCCGACAAUGACACAGACUGGCCUCGGCACCGAUGGUCUAUCGGUGCAGGUCGUCAAAGGGGCCGGCGCAGCCGGUGGUGGAGGCGGCGGUGGCGGUUUAUCGGCGGCUGUCGCUUUGGCCGAACACCCUCUCAGCAGUCUAAAGCAGCAGCAAGAACUCAGCCAACAUCAGCACCACCAUCACCAUCAGCAGCAACAGCAGCAGCAGCAACAACAACAGCAGCAGCAACAACAACAUCAACAACAACAGCAACAGCAAGCUGUAGCAGCCGCUGCCGCCGCUCAACUAGCCAGCUCACAGUCGCUCAGAAAUACUGUCAGCCAGUACAGCUCCCCAUCAGUAUUAGGCGUACCACCGGGAGGCGUCCCGCCGGCCACAUCACUGGCGGCCGUUUCGUUGGCGUCCCUGUCGUCGGCGGUAACCAGCAGCAGUAACAGCAGCAUCAUCAGUACGGCCAGUGGCAUCACCCGGGACAGCCCGGUUGCCAUCGGUACCAGCGGAUCCGGAACCGGAUCCUCCACGGUCAGUGCCAUCACCAGCGGAGCGGGAAUCUCGAACGGAAUUGAACAGCAGACUGUUAGUAUUACCGAAUUAUUGCAGCAGACGGAACCAGAAACACAAGUCUCAAGUGCCAACAACAGCAACAGCAGUACCACACCGUCGUCGUCGGAAGUCGCCGCUGCCGUGGCCAGUUCGAUAGUCGCCGCCGGAAGCCCCACCAGCAGCAGUAGUAGUCCGGGUGGCGGUGGUGCCAUAAUCGGCGGGAGCAGCAGUGGUGGUCUAACGACCACGGGUUGCAGUACCAUCACGACGACGACCACCGGCACGGCAGCCCUGAAUACGGCCGCCGCCCAGCAGCUGUCAGCGGUCACGGCAGCAGCAGCCGCGGCUGCCGCGGUCGCCGCACAAAGCCAAGCUGCUGCCCAACAGCAGCAGCAGCAGCAAGCGCAAAGUAUGGCCGCCGUGUUGGCCGGAGCCAACGCACUGGCCGAAGCCAAAGGACAGCCCAAGCGGCUACACGUGUCGAACAUACCGUUCCGAUUUCGGGAUCCCGAUCUGAGGUCGAUGUUUGGGCAAUUCGGAACCAUCCUAGAUGUGGAGAUCAUCUUCAACGAGCGAGGCAGCAAGGGAUUCGGUUUUGUAACAUUCGCUAAUAGUAGCGAUGCGGAGCGAGCACGCGAACGUCUUCACGGCACUGUGGUUGAGGGACGCAAGAUUGAGGUCAAUAAUGCAACCGCACGAGUUCAGAGUAAAAAAGUUCCUGCUGUUUCGAGCGUUUUCCUGGCAAAACCUGGCGCUGUAGCGGCUCCUCAUCUGGCAGCGGUUUGCGUACCAUGGCCACCAGAAGGUUACCGCCUGUCGAUGGGAGCCUGGCCGUGGUUAGGAGCAACGGCAGCAACCGUCGGUGCGACCGGGGCUCCGACGGCCCAUCUAGCCGCAGCAGGAGCUCCCACAUCGGCCGCUGCCGCCGCCGCAGUAGCGGCUGCAGCUGCCUCCAAUCCAGCAGCGGCCGCCGCGGCAGCAGCAGCCGCCAAUCAGUUGCCGAAUGCAGCGGCCGCAGCAGCAGCCGCAUCACCUCUGCUAAUAGCCCAGGCUGCCCAGCGGGCUGCGGCCGCCGCCCAGCGGCGAAGUGUGUACUUUGAUCCAUACCUAGCGGCAGCAACAGCGGACCAGAACUAUCGUCUACAGGCGGCCAAACCAGUGACGGAAGUUCAGGCUCAGCCGACUCUCUUGAAUGCGGCGCAGCCGUUACUGAAAACACCGCUGUCCCAGGCUCAGGCCUACAAUGCCGCCACGUACACGGCCGUAGCUGCCAGAGCAGCUUACGGAGCGGCACCGGCAGCACAGCCUGCCGUAGCCGGAUACGCUACGCUUGCAGGAUAUGGACGAGAAUACGCUGAUCCCUAUUUAGGACACGGAAUAGGACCGGUUCCCGGAUAUGGGGCAACCAUGUACCGAGGAACAUACAAUCGAUUUGCGCCAUAUUAG